Messenger RNA from Rhinichthys klamathensis goyatoka, 1938 nucleotides. RefSeq names its product probable E3 ubiquitin-protein ligase HERC4. Lineage: Eukaryota; Metazoa; Chordata; Actinopteri; Cypriniformes; Leuciscidae. The record is from RefSeq and is a predicted model, not a curated record. Gene Ontology annotation, cellular component: cytoplasm. Bases 61 to 1938 code for a protein of 625 amino acids. The transcript has 16 exons. Gene Ontology annotation, molecular function: guanyl-nucleotide exchange factor activity.
CUGUCCACGGAUGCAUUAGACGCUGCUGGAGUCUGAAGGUUUCAUUCAUCAGCUGUGAACAUGUUCUGCUACUGGGGAGCGCAGGUCAGAGAGGGCUUCGGUCUCUCACAGCCUGAUAAAGUCAAACAUGGCGAUUGUGGAAUACGAUCCGUGUGUCCUAAAUCAGCAGUUCAGGACAUGUCAGCUGGAAGGAGUUUUGUUGGAUUUAUCAGGAAUGGGAAAGUCUCGGUCCUGAAAUUACGCGGUGAAAACUGUGAUCACGAUGGAAAACUAAAGCAACCACAGCUAAAGAAUGACAGAAUCAUAUUUAUAUCGAUUGUCUGUGGAGGAUCUGGUGCGGUUCUUCUUGCUGAUGGAGGAAGAGUUCUUACUAUGGACAAAUCUACUGUGUGCAGUCCUCUUAAAGGUCUGGAAAACAAGCAGGUGAUUCAGAUCGCGUGUGGAGACCAGCAUUCAAUGGCACUAACCAGGGAUGGUCAGCUGUUUGUAUGGGGUGAUAACUCUCACGGUCAGCUGGGUUUGGAGAAAGAACAGCCCAGGUCUCUGUCAGCUCCUCAACGCAUGGAGAGUCUGUGUGGGAUCCCACUGGCUCAGAUCAGCGCUGGAGGAGACCACAGCUUUGUGUUAUCUCUCUCUGGAGUCGUGUUCGGAUGGGGAAAGAACUCGGCUGGACAGCUGGGCCUCGGAGACACUACAGACAGACACGUCCCAACGGUUGUAAAUAGUCUGAACCGAAAGAAAAUUGUGUCCAUCUCAUGUGGAGGGGAACACACUGCGACUCUAUCAAAGGGCGGCACAGUGUUCACAUUUGGAUCAGGAGGUUUUGGCCAGCUUGGGCACAACUCAUUUAAAGACGAACAUCAUCCGCGGGUCGUUGCUGAACUGUGGGGAUCUAAAGUGUCCCAGGUCACAUGUGGGAGACGUCACACACUCGUAUCAGUCGAAUCGUCAAAGCUGAUCUAUUCAUUUGGAUGUGGGAUGCAAGGGAAGCUGGGAAAUGGAGAAAUGAUCAAGCAGUCUGUGCCUUUCCCUGUGGAUCUCUCAACUGAAUGUGGUCAUGCAUAUAUGAUUGAAAAAGUAAUCGCGGGGGAGAAUCAUUCCUUUGCCCUGUUUUUCAAGGAACCUGGGAAUGAGUCUAAACCAAAUCCAAGGAGAGGGAUUUUGACAUUAGAUAACAGAAUGAUUGACCGAUGGGUGUCUGGAAGUGAUUCAUGGAAAGUGAUAAAGAAGGACAUAAACAAAGUGUUCUCCUCGGCUGCCUCUCUGAAUGGAAGUUUCCUCAAAACAAGUUGUGAUGAACAUUAUCAGAUGUCUGAGGAGCAUUGUGUGUUGGAUUUUGAUCUGGUUAAAGCAUCCUUUGCAAAGUUAUCAAACAAUGAAAGGUUGAUCUCAGAGGUAGUGAAGGUAGUUCAACAGACACUCCUGCCGUCUCUGUAUCCAAAUCCAGCUGGUGUGGAAGCUCUGAGACUCUACCUUCUCCUCCCUGAGCUCAUCAGAGGACUCCAGGAACAACAAAGAACUGAACUCACUAAAGCAUUGGCCUCCAAAAUCCUUGAUCUGAAUCCUGCUGUUCUCAAGGUGUUAGAGAUGUACUGGUCCAAACUCCCUGAUGAUAUGCUCAAAAACUUGGUGGACUUAUUUCAAAAAGAGUCUGCUAUGUUAAUUGGCAGGAUUGCUGUUGGCAAGUUGGACUCUGACAAAGAGAAACACCUACUGAAAUUUGUGCAGAUCCUUCAGAUGGUCUAUCAGGUCUGCCGCAGUGCACACAGAGACAUCACAAAGAGUGAUUUCAUCAUUCAUGAGGUCAUUGGUCCUCUAGAUGUGCUUCAAACCAUCAAUGAAGAUGUGGAUAACUACAACAGGCAGCCGUUUUACUUGCCUGAACAAAUCCAGGCAUUAAUGGCACAGCAAAACUACUAUAAUAUCAAGAAAGCAUGA